This is a messenger RNA of Hyaloperonospora brassicae, 678 nucleotides long. Lineage: Eukaryota; Oomycota; Peronosporomycetes; Peronosporales; Peronosporaceae. The record is from the annotation of a GenBank genome assembly.
AUGGCGAGCGCAGUGAUCGACCGGUGCGGGGCAAUGCUGACCAAGGGCGUGCUAGUAACGGUGCACGACCUGUAUGGCGGAUCGUUGCCGCUACGGACGCUCGAGGCGUAUUUGCACGCGGUGCGGCGCUUUGACGUGCAGUCGUUCCGCUACCGACCGCGGACGGACGACCUGGCUACUUCAGGCAAAAAGCUGGCCACGUUUCUAAAGAGCCAAAAGCCGCAUACGACAGACGAAGCCAUUCAUUUCGUCACGCACGGAUAUGGAGCUCUGGUGCUCCGAGAGGCGUUCCGAACAGUGGAUUGGAACUAUACGAAAUCCAAAGUGGUGAUGCUGGCUCCGCCCAAUCGAGGGAUUCGGUACCACAAGUCGAUGAAGCGGUAUCUCGGGGUUGCAGGAUAUGGAGGUGCGGCAGCAGAAGAGCUGUCGACGUUUAGUGCUAAGGCGUUGGACGAGCGGCUCGGCAAGCUUCCGCGAAGAUGCUACCCGUUCGUGCUUGCUGGGAAUCUCUGUCUAAACCCGUUCAAUCAGCACAAUUACCCGAAUGAUGGCCUCGUAAUGGUCGAAGAAACGACGAUGCCAGGCGAAUUUCGACACCAGGUUAUUGGUGCGCCGCACUACCUAUUGCCGUCUCACCCAACAGCCAUUGCGCUCACACAGUCAUUUGUUGAAGCCUGA